This is a messenger RNA of Alnus glutinosa, 2447 nucleotides long. RefSeq names its product putative disease resistance protein RGA4. The transcript has 2 exons. Bases 1 to 1932 code for a protein of 643 amino acids. NCBI's taxonomy places the organism in Eukaryota, Viridiplantae, Streptophyta, Magnoliopsida, Fagales, Betulaceae. The record is from RefSeq and is a predicted model, not a curated record.
AUGCAUGACCUCAUGCAUGAUCUUGCCCUAUUGGUGGCAGGAUCAUUGAUCACCACAUUAGAUGAUAAGAAGAGUAACGUUGAUGAAAAAACUCGUCAUGUAUCGUUUGUCGGUUACUAUGAAUCUUCAUUGUGUAAUGCAAGAAGGAUACGAACAUUUCUUUUUGGCGUUAAGGCUAAGAUUGAUUGCGAUGCAAUUUUUUCAAGUAACAAAUUCUUGCGUGUGUUGGAUCUACACGGGGGAGAUCUUCACCUUCUGCCAAGCUCUAUUGGGAAGUUGAAGCAUUUAAGAUAUCUUGAUCUUUCUUGGAACUUCAAACUUGAGAAGCUGCCUAAUUCUAUAACCAGGUUGCAAAAUUUGCAAACACUAAGACUCUCCAAUUGUGUGUCACUCAAAGAAUUGCCGAGAGGCAUUAAAAGGUUAGUCAACCUCAGGCAUCUGGAGAUAGAAGAAUGUUAUGAUUUGACUUAUAUGCCACGUGGAUUGGGGCAACUAACAAAUCUUCAGACGUUAUCAAGUUUUGUGGUCCCCUCAGGUUCUCACUCCAGGCGUAGCAGUGGUUUACAGGAACUAAACGGACUAAAUAAGCUGAGAGGAGAGUUAGUGAUUUUCGGUUUGAGACAUCGGAAAGGCGUUGCGUCAGAAUAUAAAGCUGCAAAUCUAAAGGAGAAACAACAUCUUCAUGCUUUGGGUUUAUGCUGGGUUGAUGAAGAAGAUGUCAAUGAUUUAGACGUUGCUACUGAUGAAGCAUCAUUGGAAGGCUUCCAACCACACCCAAAUCUGAAACAACUUCAUUUAUUAUAUUACUGGGGUUCAAGGCUUUCGAGUUGGCUUUUGUUAAUGACCAAUCUUGUUAGAUUUGAAUUAUGGAUGUGUAAGAAAUGUCAAUACCUGCCACCAUUGAGUCAACUGCCUUCUCUCAAGUUUCUUAGUCUUAAAAAUAUGGAGGCUAUGCAGUACAUAUCAAACAGUGAUGAUGGCAAUGAGUUUUCUUCUUCUUCAUCGGCGCUAGUACCAUUUUUUCCAUCCCUUAAGGAAAUCCAACUCCGUGAUUGCCCUAAUCUCAAGGGGUGGUGGAGGAGGGGGGAUUCUUCUGUGGAGGUGAAUAGUGAUAAUUUCGUUGAAAUAACAACGGUAACAUCGUUGACAAAGCAUUGUUUACUCCCUUCAUUUCCUUGUCUUUCAAUAUUAUCCUUAAAGAAUUGCCCUACGUUGACUUCCAUGCCAAUGUUUCCACAUCUUGAAAGAGAGUUGGAUCUGGACAAUGCUAGCUCGAAGCCGUUGCAACAGACAAUGAUGAUGAAUACGGCAGCAUCGCAAAGCUCAACGUCAACAUCAACAACCUCCUUUUCAUCCACUCCUCUCUCGAAAUUGAAGUAUCUACAACUGAGUUCCAUUGCGGAUCUAGAAACUCUGUCGUUGCAGAACCUCACUUCUCUCGAGUCUUUAAAGAUAUCCAAUUGCCAUAGAUUAAAGUCUCUCUCCCCAGGUAUACAACAUCUCAUUGCCCUUCAAGUCCUGAAUCUUGAGGAUUGUCUUGAGCUUGAGCUAGCCAAAGAUGAGGAUUGGAUGCAGUGGCAAGGUCUUACGAGCCUCCUCUCUCUUCGUUUCUCAAGCCUUCCAAAAUUGGUGUCUCUCCCCUUGGGGCUUCAACAUGCUACCACUCUACAAAAGCUCAAGAUUUCAGAUUGUGUAAGCUUGACGGCUAUUCCAGAGUGGAUCCACAAUUGCAAAUCACUUCAAGUGCUUGAAAUUCGUAGAUGCUUGAGUUUGGCAUCACUACCUGAAGCGAUGCUUAGGCUAACGUCUUUGCAGAGGCUACAAAUUAUUUAUUGUCCCAUCUUAUUGCCAAGAUGCGAGAGAGAGACAGGUGAGGAUUGGGUUAAGAUUGCUCACAUUCCAGAGUUAGACUUACGGUAUCUGCCUCGAUAGAGAGAAAAUUCAAGCACCAUGCAUGCUCAACUGAUUCAGGACCCAGUCGAUAUGCCAUUGGUCCCACGACUUUGUCGGAACUGCUCUCAUCAAGAUCUUUUCCCACCCCUACACAACGGUGUGUGAGUUGCACUGUCAAGGAGGACUGGACUGGACGCUGACAAGUGUGACGAAACCCAAAUUGGCCCCUACACGAGAAUUGGUAUUCAAUCAUUUGGUUUUCGGUCUUGUUUCUCAGCUUUUUUUUUCCUUUGAGCGAAGAAAAGAUGGGAUGGUUGUUGUUCUUAUUGAUAAUGCUGUAGAUGCCAAAUGAAAGAGGUGUAGGAGAGCGAGAGGAUGGCUUACACUGCUGGGUUCUUUGAGCUUGAGCCUUGCUCGAUAAGGUUCUGUUUCUUUUUUUUUUUUCUUUUUCUUUUUUUGUUGUUGUUUCCUAUUAUUACUACUACUAGUAUUUAAUUUUUUUGUACUCGUCUUUCAUUUUUUUAUAUGUAAAUAUUUAUUUGGUUGGGUUUCUA